UUUUCGAAGUCUGAAACUAAUGGCGGUCUUCCUGCGUGUGACCUGGAGGGAAGAUUAAAAUUAUCUGCACUUCACCGACGAAUUAGAUCCUGACAUGUACAGUGGCUAACAGCAUAAGGUUUUUCAAAGGCCGCUUUGUUUACGAAGAUGGCCUGGCUGCUUGGUGCAGGUGGGAUAGCGGCUCUUGCAAGUUAUGUCUAUUCUAACUGGGACUGGUACAAAAACAGUGCACGGCCUGAUUUAGCUUACUUAAAAGCCAUUAAACUCAAGACUUUAGACGGAUCAGGAAAAGAAGUGAUGGCAUCUGACCUUUGGCAGAAUGGUGGAGCAGUCAUAAUGGUGGUGCGACGGCCAGGAUGACAAUUGUGCAGAGAGGAAGCUUUAGAGCUGUCCUCUCUGAAACCUGAYCUGAACCAGAGGGGUGUAAACCUUGUGGGUGUGGUUCAUGAAGAAAUGGGAGUAAAACAGUUUCAACCAUACCUAAAUUCUACAAUUUACCUUGAUAAAGAGAAAAAGUUUUAUGGUCCCGAGCAAAGGUGGAUGUUUCUUAGUGGUUUUUUACGACCAAGUGUGUGGAAAUCAUUAUUUCGAGCCAGAGGGAAGGGAAUUGAGGGCAACCUGAAAGGAGAAGGACGGCUCCUGGGUGGUGUGUUUGUGGUAGGACCUGGAGAGCAAGGCAUAUUACUUGAUCAUAAAGAAAAAGAGUUUGGUGACAAAGCUGACCUUCAAGCUGUUAGAGAUGCAGUUUUGAAAAUAAAUUCAAAUAAUUAGUUAAAUGAACUGUCAUUAAUAAGUAUUAAUGUAUUUAUUUGAGAGCAACUAGAAGGAUUAUUUUGUAGAAUAGUUUGUGAUUUGUCAUUGUGGAAAAUAACACUUUCCAAAGAGAAAUAAUUUUAUAGUCAUUUGUCUGAUGAUGUAGUCACUGCAGAUGUGGAUCCCAACAUUUCAAAUGCGAACAACUUGACGGAUAUAUUUUUUUAGAUAAUCAAUUGUGAUCACAUAUUUGUUAGAUGAAAAGCUACCCUGCCCAUGUUAUUUUUUACGACUACUGUUGUUUUCUUUCAAAAGUUCCCCUCCUUCCACCCUACCUUGGGAACCACAUAAUUUUCUUGUAUGUGAUUUAUUGUGAAUCAAGAGUGAUCAACCUAGCUAUGUAUUGUUAUGAAAAUUUGUUAAUGAAGAUGAAGCAAGUGACAGAAGAUUGGAAACUUAAAAAACCCUCUUGGUGAUCUUCAUUGGUCUUGCUUAUGACAGCUAAGAUUCAAUUGACAUUUUGUUAUGAUCUUAGCUAGAUGUUAUUGCAUUGCAAGUGAUGAAGUCACAAAAGAGGCAAUUUUGUUAGUAACAUGGUGAUAAUUUAGAAAUGGUACAGAAGAAAUAAAAUAUGAAAAUUUUCUUUA
Messenger RNA from Stylophora pistillata, 1400 nucleotides. RefSeq names its product peroxiredoxin-like 2A. Lineage: Eukaryota; Metazoa; Cnidaria; Anthozoa; Scleractinia; Pocilloporidae. The record is from RefSeq and is a predicted model, not a curated record.